UUUGUCUUUCAACACUUCGUUCGGGCACCAGUGGUCACACGCUUACUGUCAAGGUUGUUAGUACAAAAAUGUUGUUGCAGAAGGCUCGUGCUGAUGGUCCUCAAGUUCGUCAAACGCGAAUUGCUGAAUGCUUGGUUGGAGAUGAGACAGGAAUGAUUAUCUUUACCGCCGGAAAUGAUCAAGUGGACUUAAUGAAAGAGGGAAGCACUGUAACAUUUCGCAAUGCGAAAAUUGACAUGUUUAAGGGAUCAAUGAGGCUUGCAGUGGACAAGUGGGGUCGGGUUGAGGUUGCUGGACCUGCUAGUUUUUCGGUGAAGGAAGAUAAAAAUCUUCACUGACCGAAUAUGAACUCGUUAAUGUUGUUGAAGAGUGACCCUUUCUGAAUGGUGUUUUCUUUGCUUUAUAUCGUGACCCAAGAAUAAAAUCGAUGCCAGUACACAUGUUAUUCCGAUCUACACGACAUCUCAUCUUCAAAUAGGCUUGAGGAAGUUGAGUUUUAGGAAAGAAGAAAUCUGGAAGCUACUGUCAGUACUCUGAAGUUGCUUGUUGUCUUUGCACCAAAUCCAGCAGAACCUUUUCGGUUGGAGGUAUUGUGAUGGCUGUAGAAUUUAGGGUUUUGGAACUUGCUUUCAUGUGUUACUUCCUUCCUUCUCUAGGCUGCAACCGUUUUGGCUUCUAUGUUAUACUCGACAAGUUUAAUAUGAUGAAGUGUAUGGCUUCAUGCUUCUUAAACUUA
This is a messenger RNA of Hibiscus syriacus, 736 nucleotides long. RefSeq lists its product as uncharacterized. The record is from RefSeq and is a predicted model, not a curated record. The transcript has 2 exons. NCBI's taxonomy places the organism in Eukaryota, Viridiplantae, Streptophyta, Magnoliopsida, Malvales, Malvaceae. The coding region runs from base 69 to 338 and encodes 89 amino acids.